CUUCAGAAGAAAUGAAACUAAAAGUCUGUCGGGGUGUUGGCCACACAGCCGUUCAGUCAAGUCUGUUUGUCUCUAAACUAAAUCCAUCAGAUCUUUGUCAACCACACAGCAGAGUCUCUGUCAAACAGUGACAUGGCUGCUGCAAACCCUCAUCAGUCUGAGGAUCAGUUCCUGUGCUCCAUCUGUCUGGAUGUCUUCACUGAUCCCAUCACCGUACCAUGUGGACACAACUUCUGCAAAAACUGCAUCACUCAACACUGGAACACCGGAGACCAGUACCUGUGUCCGAUGUGUAAGAAGGCCUUUAACACCAAACCAGAGCUGCAUGUCAACACGUUGCUCUCAGAGAUGGUCGGUCAGUUCAGAGAUAAAGCUCAGCAGGAAGCCAGCAGCAGCUCGAAGCAACCAGAGUCCAAACCAGGAGGAGUUCUCUGUGACGCCUGCACUGGAACCAAACUAACAGCCCUCAAGUCCUGCUUGGACUGCCUGGUCUCCUACUGUCAGACUCACCUGGAGCCUCACCUGACAGCUCCACGGCUGAAAAGACACCAGCUGAUCCACCCCGUGGAGAACCUGGAGGACAGGAUGUGUUCAAAGCACGAUAAACCUCUGGAGCUGUUCUGUCAGACCGAUCAGACCUGCGUCUGCGUGCUCUGCUCCGUUUUAGACCACCUGACGCACAAGUUUGUUCCCCUGAAGGAGGAAUAUGAAGGAAAGAAGGCAGAGCUGGAGGAGAAAGAGGCUGAAAUCCAGCAGAUGAUCCAGAAAAGACGCCUGAAGAUUCAGGAGAUCAAAGACUCGGUCCACCUCAGUAAGGAGGCUGCAGACAGGGAGAUCACAGAAGGUGUUCGAGUCUUCACCGCUCUCAAGGAGUCUGCUGAGAGAGGCCAGGCCCAGCUCAUCAACACCAUCCAGGACAAACACAAGACUACAGAGAAACAGGCCCAGGCUUUCAUCCAAGAGCUGGAGCAGGAAAUCUGUCAGCUGAUGAAGACAAGUGCUGAGGUGGAGCAGCUCUCACGCUCCAAAGACCACCUCCAUCUGAUCCAGGGAGUCCAGUCUGUCAGUGCUGCUCCACCAACCAAAGACUGGACAGAGGUGAACGUCCACCAACCUCUUUAUGAGGGGACGGUGCUGAGAGCUGUGGCUCAGCUGGAGGAGACUCUCAGAGAAACGAUGAAGAAGAUGGUUCAAGCUGAGCUGAAGAGAGUCCAGCAGUAUGAGGUGGAUGUGACUCUGGAUCCUGAUACAGCAAAUCCUUAUCUCAUCCUGUCUGAUGAUGGGAAACAAGUCUACUACAGUGAAGUACAAAAGAAUCUCCCAGUCAACCCAGAGAGAUUCUCUGUAGAUCCUUGUGUUUUAGGAAAGCAGAGUUUCUCUUCAGGCAGAUUUUACUACGAGGUUCAGGUUGAAGGAAAAACUGAAUGGGAUUUAGGAGUAGCCAGAGAGUCCAUCAACAGGAAAGAGAACACCCCACUGUGUCUUGAUGAGGGUUACUGGUCUAUAUGGCUGAGAAAUGGAAAUGAAUAUAAAGCUCUUGAUGACCCUCCAGUUACCCUCCCUCUGAAGACUCGUCCUGAGAAGGUGGGGGUGUUUGUGGAUUAUGAGGAGGGUCUGGUCUCCUUUUAUGAUGUAGAUGCUCCAGCUCUGAUCUACUCCUUUACUGACUGCUCCUUCACUGAGAAACUCUUCCCCUACUUCAGUCCCAGUAAUAAUGAUAGAGGUAAAAACUCUGCACCUCUGAUCAUCUCUCCUGUGAUUGUAGAAUAGUCACCUAUUUAAUGUACUGUUCAUUUUUAUCCAAGGGUUAAAGGUUGCAUAUAAUCACAUUCUUAGUAGUCGGAAAUUCAUUUAGCUACGGUGUUCCGCAAGGAUCAAUCUUGGGUCUGUUGUUGUUCUCUGAUUACAUGUCUCUUCUGGGGUAAACCCACAAGUAACUGCUGUGCAUAAUAGCACUUUUAUGCAGACGACACCCGCCUACGUUUCCCAUCGCAUUCCACCAAUCACAGCAAUCUAGAUUGACUGAACUUCUGAUAUUAUUUGGAAGACGUUUCACUACUACGUAAUGCUAAACUUAAUAUAUAUAUAUAUAAAAAUAAACGUAUACUUAUAAAUAUAAUCUUGCAGAGUUUGGCCAUUAUUUUGCUUACUUUCCCUCGGCAGCAUAAUUUGAAAACACUGUCCCUUUAUCCUUAGAACUGAUCAAACUGUAAGGCACACAUUUGAACCUGAGUUUUUCUUGAUAAUAUGGUUAAAAAAGUUUCUUAAACAAAUUUAUAAGAAGUUAAUCUCCAAAAUCAGACUUAUUAUAUUUUACUGAUUGUCAAGGUUGUGUGUUUUUAAUUUGUUCUUUUUAGAACUUUCUCUGCCAUCUACUCUGGGUCUCAGCCUGUGUAGCCUGUGACUUUUUAACCCCCAUAAUCCUGGGUGCCUCCUCACAUUAGCAGAUCAGGUCUGCUGGUUGUGUCCAGAGCCAGAUUGAACACUGAGUGUUGUUGGACUUUUGGAGUCAUUAGAACUUUGGACUGGCCUUCCUGCUGAAAUCAAACUCUGUCACUACUUUUUAAAGGCUUUUUGAUGUUUGUAAAUUUACUUGAUAACCCUUUUAAAUGUAUAAGUUCAUUUCCCCUUACUAUUUGAGACCACCUGUGAAGCAUUUACUGACUUUGCAAAGAAAAUUGGUGUAAAUAUUAUUACUAUUAUUAUUGAUGCCACUACAUCACAGAGUUAUCCUCCAGCCAAUUGUCUCAACGUUUAUAGGGGUGUACCAAUCAGCAUUUUUAAACUGUGCUCAAGUCUUUCAAUAUUUUUCAUGUUGUACAUUUUCUGUUUUUAACUAUGUAAACCACUCUGAAUUUCUUUGUGUAUGAAUGGUGCCCUCAAAUAAACCUGC
Cheilinus undulatus (humphead wrasse) is the source of this 2893-nucleotide messenger RNA. Its product is annotated as E3 ubiquitin-protein ligase TRIM21-like. The coding region runs from base 133 to 1770 and encodes 545 amino acids. The record is from RefSeq and is a predicted model, not a curated record. Lineage: Eukaryota; Metazoa; Chordata; Actinopteri; Labriformes; Labridae. Gene Ontology annotation, molecular function: zinc ion binding; protein binding. The transcript has 2 exons.